Messenger RNA from Camelina sativa (false flax), 1191 nucleotides. RefSeq lists its product as uncharacterized. The record is from RefSeq and is a predicted model, not a curated record. Lineage: Eukaryota; Viridiplantae; Streptophyta; Magnoliopsida; Brassicales; Brassicaceae.
AAGAUUCUCUCGGCACACGCGACGCUUCUUCUUCUCCCUUUUAUAAUCUCGAGACGACAACGGAACAGAUCACGGAGAGAGAGAGAGAGAGCUAUGGUGGCGUUACGAAUGAGGAAGGCGACGACGCUUCUAUUUUCCGGUGGGAUUACUCAGGGAACGGAUCGGAUCGCGAGAACGGGAGCAUUGCUCAGCCGUUGGAUCUCCUCUGCUUCAUCAUCAUCAUCUUCAGUUGUCGUGGUAGAGGAUGACGAAUCUGGUGGGGUUUACGGAUUGGGAAGUGUUUUGAAGGAGUAUGAAGAUUAUAGGAGAUCUCUGUACGGUGAUAUCACGCACAAGGCUUUGCUUGUUGAUGCUGUUGGUACUCUCCUUGUUCCUGCUCAACCUACUGCUCAGAUAUACAAGAAUGUUGGAGAGAAGUAUGGAGUUGAGUACUCGGAGGCUGAGAUACUUACUAGAUACAGAAGAGCUUAUCAGAAGCCAUGGGGUGGAUCUCAUCUUAGAUAUGUAGAUGAUGCGAGACCUUUCUGGCAGUAUAUAGUGACUGAAUCAACAGGCUGUUCGGAUUCUCACUACUUUGAAGAGCUUUACAGCUAUUUUACUACAGAAAAGGCGUGGAAGUUAUGUGAUCCAGAGGCAGAGAAAGUGUUUAAGGCUAUUAAAGAAGCGGGUGUAAAAGUUGCCAUUGUGUCCAACUUCGAUACUCGGUUAAGACCUCUUCUAAGAGCACUGAGAUGUGAAGACUGGUUUGAUGCUGUAGCUGUUUCAGCAGAAGUUGAAGCGGAGAAACCAAACCCGACUAUCUUCUUGAAAGCUUGUGAGUUAUUAGGAGUGAAACCUGAGGAUGCGGUUCAUGUAGGAGACGACCGUAGGAAUGAUGUAUGGGGUGCUAGAGAUGCGGGAUGUGACGCUUGGCUAUGGGGAAGUGAAGUUACUUCCUUUAAACAGGUUGCUCAACGGAUAGGAGUGAAGGUCUGAAGCAAGAGCAUAUAAGAGAAUUGGUUCAGACAUGUUCAGGCUUCAGUUUUAGCUUUUGCUUUUUCCUGAGCAGUUUUGUACAUUUGAUUUCUCUUUCGUAGUAUAAUUUGUGUGUAUAUGUUGUUGCUUAUGUAAAAAAAAGCCCAGAAAAUAAUGUACUCUAUGAUCGAUCAAUAAAGCUUCAUGAUCAUCCUUGAUCUGAACAGAAGUCUUAUA